Messenger RNA from Cololabis saira (Pacific saury), 2425 nucleotides. RefSeq names its product adaptor related protein complex 3 subunit mu 1 (gene ap3m1). Bases 228 to 1484 code for a protein of 418 amino acids. The record is from RefSeq and is a predicted model, not a curated record. Gene Ontology annotation, biological process: intracellular protein transport; endocytosis. The transcript has 9 exons. Lineage: Eukaryota; Metazoa; Chordata; Actinopteri; Beloniformes; Belonidae. Gene Ontology annotation, cellular component: clathrin adaptor complex; cytoplasmic vesicle.
UCAAUCGAAAGGGUCGCAAGAGUUAAGGCGAGGAUUGUUAACGCUUUUAACAUCCCAGGACAGAUUCCAGCACUUCACUAAUACUCCCCGGGCUCGAGUGUCGUUGUUUGGAGGGUUUUAUCGGGGACUUCGUUGUGUUUACGUGUGCAGAGUUGUUCAGGCGUCCCCUCAGAGACUCCUUCUGCCAAAUCGACAUUAGUUUUGUUGCAGCAGUCAACUCAGCUGAGAUGAUCCACAGCCUGUUCCUGAUUAAUCACUCGGGAGAUAUCUUCCUGGAGAAACACUGGAAGAGUGUCAUCAGCCGGAGCGUGUGUGAUUACUUUUUUGAGGUGAAGGAGAAGGUGGCGGACCCGGAAAAUGUGCCCCCCGUUUUGCAGACCCCACACCACUAUCUCAUCUCUAUAUUCAGGGGCAAGAUUGUCUUCCUGUCUGUCGUCCAGACUGAGGUCCCCCCGCUCUUCGUCAUUGAGUUCCUGCACAGAGUGGCAGACACAUUCCAGGAUUACUUUGGAGAGUGUUCAGAAGUUGUGAUCAAGGACAACGUGGUGACUGUUUACGAGCUGCUGGAGGAGAUGUUGGACAACGGGUUUCCACUAGCAACAGAGUCCAAUGUCCUCAAGGAGAUGAUAAAGCCUCCCACCAUCCUGCGGUCGGUUGUCAAUACACUCACAGGUGGUAGUAACGUUGGAGAUGUGCUACCUACAGGCCAAUUGUCUAAUAUUCCAUGGAGGCGGGCCGGUGUGAAAUAUACUAAUAACGAAGCCUAUUUUGAUGUGAUAGAGGAAAUAGAUGCCAUUCUAGACAAAUCAGGUUCGACAGUAUUUGCAGAAAUCCAGGGUGUAAUUGAAGCCUGUGUGAAACUCACUGGGAUGCCUGAUCUCACUCUGUCCUUUAUGAAUCCCCGUCUCCUGGAUGACGUGAGUUUCCAUCCGUGUGUGCGGUUCAAGCGUUGGGAGUCGGAGCGUGUCCUGUCCUUCAUCCCGCCAGAUGGAAACUUCACACUCAUGUCGUACCAUGUCAGCUCUCAAAAUCUCGUAGCCAUUCCAGUGUACGUGAAGCAGAACAUCAGCUUCUUAGAGACGGGAUCUUGUGGUCGUCUGGACAUCACCAUCGGACCCAAGCAGACCAUGGCGAAAACAGUGGAGGGUUUGAUGGUCACCAUUCACAUGCCUAAAGCCGUGCUCAGUGUCAAUCUCACAGCCACACAGGGAAACUACACCUACGACCUGGCCACCAGGGUGCUGGUUUGGGACAUUGGUAAACUCAACACCCAGAAGCUUCCUAACUUACGAGGCAGUCUGAGUAUGCAGGCCGGAGUCCCAAAGCCUGAGGAGAACCCCUCGCUCAACAUUGAUCUGAAGAUACAGCAGCUGGCUAUAUCAGGUCUCAAAGUGAGUCGUCUCGACAUGUUCGGAGAGAAGUACAAGCCAUUUAAAGGGGUGAAAUACCUGACGAAAGCGGGAAAAUUCCAAGUGCGGACCUGAGCGAUGGUCAAAGAUCAGCAAGCCAAUGUGCCAGAGACGGUGCCAGGUUACUCUACUGUCAAAUCAGCUUUCCAACAAGUCUUAAAUAUUCAAAGAUGCAUUGUUGUUAAAGAACGUUUCUGCCUUCUAACAGUUAUUUAUCAUAGAUUUGGUAUUUUGUGUGUGUGUGUAAUAUAUCAAUUGUGUUUUUAUGGUAUUUAAAGGGAAGCCUUAAUAAUCACGUGAUCUUGUUGAAUGCCUAUAUGUUUCUUUGCAGUUUAAAUUAGCUGCAUUGUAUGCCUUAUUCCUUACUUUUUGCUUCUUUUUCUUCUUCUUCUUUUAACUAACACGUUCUAAGUGCUGCCUAAGUGGAAUAUUUUACUUUGAAAAAGGAGACUAUAUGUGGCUCACUGCCUUGCUCUUCACCACACAUCUGCACCUGAAUAAUAAUGCCUGCAUGUUGCCUGAGAGUAAGCACACUUUAUAUGAUAUUAGGUAGCCCGUUUUAUACAUACAGAUACGUUUAUUUUUGAAAAGUCUAAUGUAAUACCCUCUAUGAGUCAGUACAGGCACUUUUUGCACACAUUCACUGUUUUAAUGUGGCCUUCAAAGAGCAGUUUCAGCUCUGAAUAGAAUAUGUCUGGGACACGUGAGGGAAAUAUAUUUUAAAAACAUCUCAUAUUAAAGUACAAAGUGUAGGUUGACCAAAGAACAGUUAGUCUGUUGGGAAUAGCACGAAUAAAUCUUUAAGAGCCACACAUUAAUCUGAAUGACACUUCUCAGCACAGCAUUUGCACAAUCAAUCAAUUGUCUACAUGAAAAAUGCUUCUUAAAGCUCUUGUAUGAAGUUGAAUCUGUAUGUCAGUUUAUAAGAUGUCUAUAAAAGCUUUACAUUCAUGUUUGUGUAUGCAUUGUUAUUAAAUAACCAUGCCCUGAAAGGUACUUCAGUUCUGCAUAUACUU